This is a messenger RNA of Menidia menidia (Atlantic silverside), 744 nucleotides long. NCBI's taxonomy places the organism in Eukaryota, Metazoa, Chordata, Actinopteri, Atheriniformes, Atherinopsidae. The record is from the annotation of a GenBank genome assembly.
AUGGGAUCAGUGAGGAGAGCAGCUAUCAUCGGUCAUACGGACAGCAGAAACCCCGGUAGAAAUCUGGGUAAGAAGAUUGAGCAGGCUUAUCUUGUGGAGUACAUCCAUCGAAUAGAAACUCAUGUUGCAGGAAGAAAAUCAAGAUCUCGUCUGCGCCAAGAGGACACUCCACCCAAGAUUGUAGAGCACCCAUCGGACCUGAUCGUUUCCAAAGGGGAGCCCGCCACGCUCAACUGCAAAGCAGAGGGGCGGCCCACCCCGACAGUGGAGUGGUACAAGGAUGGAGAGCGGGUGGAAACGGACCGGGACAAUCCCCGUUCGCAGCGGAUGCUGCUGCCCAGCGGCUCGCUCUUCUUCCUUCGCAUCGUCCACGGGCGGAGGAGCAAACCGGACGAAGGUUCCUACGUCUGCGUUGCUCGUAACUACCUGGGAGAGGCAGUGAGCCACAACGCCUCGCUGGAAGUAGCCAACGAUGGCUCAGAUAUCAACGGCUCCUCUAGCAAGCCCAGAGGCUGUCACCAACCCGCUCACUGUAAUCUUAUCAAGAUGGGGAAAGAGUGCUACACCUGCGAUCCUCAGCUGCUGUUCCCCUCCAAUCCGGAGCCAUUUUCUGAGGUUCUGUCCCAGAGACCCGUCACCAGCCGCUAUUAUUCUGCAGAUGUAGAUGCUGUUGAAGCAGCCCUCCUGCUGUCAGAGCUUCAGGAGAUUCAGGACCAGAAGAGGAAGAAAGCCGAGGAGAACUGA